This is a messenger RNA of Sipha flava (yellow sugarcane aphid), 1016 nucleotides long. It is a transcript of the gene AlkB, whose product is annotated as nucleic acid dioxygenase ALKBH1. The transcript is spliced from 6 exons. Gene Ontology annotation, biological process: oxidative RNA demethylation. Bases 93 to 992 code for a protein of 299 amino acids. The record is from RefSeq and is a predicted model, not a curated record. Gene Ontology annotation, molecular function: broad specificity oxidative DNA demethylase activity; oxidative RNA demethylase activity; ferrous iron binding. Lineage: Eukaryota; Metazoa; Arthropoda; Insecta; Hemiptera; Aphididae. Gene Ontology annotation, cellular component: cytoplasm; nucleus.
AACAUUUUUAAAAUAUAUUUUUUAUCAACAACCAGAUUGAAUAUUUACAUUCUUGAAGUGAAGUUAAAUAGGUAUGCUCGUUUAAUUUUAAAAUGUUUAAAGAAUAUUUCAAAUAUUACAAGCGUAUUAAUUCACUAGAACAUCAAUCUAAUGUAAUAGAUUUUGAAAAUGUAGAUGUGAACGAAAUUAUUAAAUAUAAGGAAUUAAAAACAGCGUCUUGUAACAAUGAAAAAGAAAAACUUGAUGGUCUUGGUUUAAAAAAUGAUUUAUCAGAUUGGAGAUGUUAUGAAAUAUCAAACAUACCAGGUCUAAUAUUUAUUAGUAAUCCUUUCACACCAUGUGGUCAAAAAUAUUGGAUGAAACGAUGCAUUGUGGAUUAUACAAAAAAACCAAAUAGAUUAAAUAUUGAUGCUCAUCAUUAUAUUGAUGUUGAAGAAAAUUGGUGGACUACAGUAAACAAUACGGGUAAUAUCAAACUUAGAGAUCAAUUACGAUGGGCUACACUGGGAUACCAUCAUGAUUGGGAUACAAAGGUCUAUUCUGAAUCAGCAAAAUCUGAAUUUCCAUCUGAUUUAUAUCAGCUUAGUAAAACUAUUAUUGAAUUGUUAAAAUUUCCUGAAGAAUUUAUUGCGGAAGCAGCUAUCGUAAAUUUCUAUCAUCCAUCAUCAACACUAUCUGGACACAUAGAUCAUUCAGAGUAUAACUUAAGUGCUCCACUUUUAUCAAUCAGUUUUGGUUUAAGUGCCAUAUUCCUGAUUGGAGGUCAUUCAUUGAAUGACAAACCAACUGCUAUACUUUUAAGGUCAGGAGAUACUAUUAUUAUGAGCAGAGAAAGCCGAUUAAGUUACCAUGGAGUACCAAAAAUUUUAUUAUCUGAAAAUGAUCGAAAAAUCAAAUAUGAAAAUGAAUGGGAGUUUAAUCUUAAGAACUAUAUGAAAGUUACGAGAAUCAAUAUAAAUGUUAGGCAAGUUAAUAAUGCUAUCAGAAGUUAAUAAAUUAACUCAUUUCAGUAUUCA